Messenger RNA from Caenorhabditis sp. 36 PRJEB53466, 803 nucleotides. The record is from the annotation of a GenBank genome assembly. NCBI's taxonomy places the organism in Eukaryota, Metazoa, Nematoda, Chromadorea, Rhabditida, Rhabditidae.
AUGGAGUGUCCGCAAAAGUGUCCGGUUUGCUUAGCCGACAUCUCCGGAUGGCACUACGGCAUUCUGUCGUGCGAAUCUUGCAAGGUACGGUGCUCCUCUUUUCAUUCCUUCAACUCUUUCGUUUCUUUUAGGGAUUCUUCAAAAGAACUGUUCAAGGCAUUAGAGAUAGUGGAAAGCAGCGUCAAUAUUGCACUGACAGACACGUCAUCACCGCCACGACUCGCAGAAUAUGCACUGCUUGCCGUUUCGACAAGUGUCUGAAGGUCGGCAUGAGAAUAGAACUUGUUCGAAAGGACAAAAAGCGAGGGGGAAGAUCGAGAACGUAUCCAAAGUGGAGGAAAGAGAAGCAGACGGUGAGACAGCAACAGGCUCCGGUGGCACCGCCCGUCUGGAACAAUCCCGCGGUCACUGUCAACGUGUUCAACUACCCGCCACCCUACCCCGUCUUCCAAAAUGUUCCCUAUUUCGGUAACUCUUCUCGUUCUCGUCAUUCUAAAUAAAAUAUGUGCUCUAUUUUCAGCUCCUCCCUAUCAGAUUCCGUUUGGUCCGGACCCACAAUUCAUGGAGAUCAAGCGGUUAGUCACUCCAACAACUAUGGGGUCAUUUCACUGCAACCGCGCUCUGUUCCUCAUUUCCUCCUUUUUAAGUUGAAACUUGACAAAUUGGCACGGCGCCAAUCCCGUGGAUAAUCUUGAGAUUUCAGCGAGACCGUCGAGGAAUAUCCACAAUAUGAGAAGUUUUCUGACGAACAAUACUAUUCAGAAUACGAUCAAAACGAGCAGCAACCGUAUUAUUCCAAUUGA